Messenger RNA from Neocloeon triangulifer, 1780 nucleotides. Its product is annotated as sialate O-acetylesterase-like. Gene Ontology annotation, molecular function: sialate O-acetylesterase activity. The coding region runs from base 185 to 1780 and encodes 531 amino acids. The transcript is spliced from 12 exons. Gene Ontology annotation, biological process: carbohydrate metabolic process. The record is from RefSeq and is a predicted model, not a curated record. NCBI's taxonomy places the organism in Eukaryota, Metazoa, Arthropoda, Insecta, Ephemeroptera, Baetidae.
UAAUGCCUAUAAAUAGCUGCAUAUUAAUGCGCCCAGCAUAGAAAUUCCGUUUGAAUAAAGCGUCUUUCGUCGGCGGCCCUCGACUCUCUUGUAUGACCGCCCAAAGUCAAGGCCGAAGGUCACUGCAUUCAAAGCAGCAUCUUCCAGAAAGAAUGCACUCAGAAGAGAUCAAGACACCAACGAGAUGACGACUCCUCAUCCAAAGUUCUUUUUAAUAUUUUUUAUCGCUUCAACUCUACUUUGCGCUUCUCAUUCAUUCAAAGCGGACCAUAAAUUUCCUCCCGAUGCUCCAACUCCCGAGUAUCAAUUUCGGUUCGGACAUGUCUUUACAAAAGGAGCUGUUUUGCAAAUGGCACCGAAGAGGGCCCAAAUUUGGGGCUUCGGCAGACCAUUUUCCGAAAUUGUGCUUGCGAUGAAUAAUGGGAAAAAGCACUUCACUACGGUCCAUCAAAACGGCCUUUGGAGCAUUUUACUAGAACCACAGGCAGUUGGUGGUCCUCAUAUCAUUCGGGCCAUGCAGUUCUCACUGACGGUGAAUACGCAGCCCGACACGAUUCAGCUGGAAAACGUUAUGUUCGGUGACGUGUGGUUGUGCGCCGGCGGCAGCAACAUGGCCCAAGAGCUGAACGACACAAUGAACGCCGACAAAAUAAUGAGCUCCAUUCACGCCGCCCGCAACUCCAACGUGCGAAUGCUGCAAAUUAGCAGAGAGUUUUCGGAACACGAGCAGGACGACGUCAAAGUGUCCAGAGAAUGGGCCCACGCAGGCCCGGACGAUAAUGACAGCGAUUCAUUGAGUCUUUUGGCUUACCUGCCGGCGUUGUGUCUUUUGUAUGGUAUGAAAAUGGCAGAAUUUCACCCUGGCCGCCCCAUCGGCAUGGUCGAGGCCGCCUGGGGAGGCACGCCUAUAGAAGCGUGGGGCUCGCAAAGAGUCACUGAAGUGUGUCACACAAAAAAGUCUAAAGGACAUUUAAAUCAAUAUUCAAAUCACGUCCUUUGGAAUGGAAUGAUUCAUCCCCUGACUAAGAUGACAAUUCGAGGAGUUAUUUGGCACCAAGGUGAAGCAAAUACCGAGUACAACCGGGAAAAGUACGCUUGCCACUUGACCAAACUUGUGACAGAUUGGCGGAACAGAUUCUCAGAAGGAAGUGUGAGGGUCCCGCUCGAAAACGAUAUCGCUUUUCCUUUCGGCGUCGUCCAGUUGGGACCGUCGCUGAGCGAGCGACACGCAUCUUGGAGCGAAUUGAGGCUGGGCCAAAUGGGCGGCUGGUUGCACGACAAGGCGCACCAAAUCUACCUGCCCAACUCUCGCAUCCCCGAGGGCUUCAUGGCCGCGGCCUACGACCUCGCCGACCCCCCAGAGCUCACCACGCAGACCAGCUUCGGCGUUCACUACAGAGACAAGGCGACCGUCGCUGAGAGACUGGCCCUGGCCUCGCAAGCACUCCUGCACAACGAGUCCCUCCCGCACUACGGACCCCACAUAAUUAGAAUCGAGUACGACAACGAGAACUGGACGGCGAAUUUGACCUUUGAUAGGCCGAUUAGAGUUGACGGGAACACAGGUUUUUUGAAGCAACUUGCCACUGGUGAGUGGGUAGAAACACCGAUUUUAAUUACUUGGGCUCGAGGAGUGGUUUUGGCUCUGAGCGAAGGCCAGGGACUCUCUUAUGGGCAGAAAACGGAGCCGUGCCCAUACAAGAAAUGCUCCAUAUACAGCGACGAUAUCUACAGACUGCCCGCCCUUUUGUUCAAAGAUUAUUUCAACGUGAAUAUUUAA